Molecule: messenger RNA, 1240 nt
Organism: Myripristis murdjan (pinecone soldierfish)
Lineage: Eukaryota; Metazoa; Chordata; Actinopteri; Holocentriformes; Holocentridae
Gene: ppih
Product: peptidylprolyl isomerase H (cyclophilin H)
Exons: 9
Coding region: 156-689 (177 amino acids)
Biological process (GO): protein folding; protein peptidyl-prolyl isomerization
Cellular component (GO): cytoplasm; intracellular membrane-bounded organelle
Molecular function (GO): peptidyl-prolyl cis-trans isomerase activity; cyclosporin A binding
Source: RefSeq, a predicted model, not a curated record
CCGUACCCCGAGCCGUAACUUGUCACUCGUGGGCUACCGUUGACCAAUGUAGCUGUUGAGUUUUGAAACGCUUUCUUGUGCAAAUCGUUAUAACAACGUUGCUGUGUAUAUAUAUGUAUGAUUAAUUUGUCAUCGAGGGAGCAGCAAAAGUCACCAUGAGUGUCCAGCAAACAAAUCCUAACAACCCGAUCGUUUUCUUCGAUAUAACCAUCGGAGGACAAGAUGUUGGGCGAAUGAAGAUUGAGUUGUUCGCUGAUAUAGUUCCAAAGACAGCAGAAAAUUUCCGGCAGUUUUGCACUGGAGAGUUCAGAAAGGAUGGAGUCCCUAUUGGAUACAAAGGUUGCACAUUCCACAGGGUGAUCAAAGACUUCAUGAUCCAGGGAGGGGACUUUGUAAAUGGUGAUGGCACUGGCAUUUGCAGCAUCUACAGAGGUCCAUUUGCAGAUGAAAAUUUCAGAAUGAAGCAUUCUGCCCCCGGUCUUCUGUCCAUGGCAAAUAGUGGUCCCGGGACAAAUGGGUGUCAGUUUUUCAUUACCUGCACCAAAUGCGACUGGUUAGAUGGAAAACAUGUUGUUUUUGGAAAAGUGGUUGAUGGCUUGCUGGUUAUGAGGAAAAUUGAGAACGUUCCUACAGGUCCCAACAACAAACCCAAGCUCUCCAUCCUCAUCGCCCAGUGUGGAGAAAUGUGAUCCAGCUCGCUCACAACACCAUUCAUUUUCUUUUGGGAAGCCAUACAAGCUCCUUACACAUGAACCAAUGUCUUAUUAUUCCUGAGUCCCCCUCCGCCCCCCUGCAAAACCUCACUCUGUAUAUUAAAGGCAGUAGGCAGUAGAGAUGUCAUCUCCCAUGAUGCACCAUGGAAUAUAUUAUGCCGUUCAGAGCAUGUCAUUUCCUGUGAUUUUUAAUAAUGGUGAUAUACUGUUGAGGGGUCUGAUGUCAUGAAACAUUAACGUACGCAUCAGAAUCCCAGAUAAGAUCAUUCACAUCUUGUAACUUCCUGUGUGGCAUCUAAUACUGCCUGAACAAGAAAACCUGGUGUUCAGGUCCACGGUUGAUGUUUGGCUCUCAGUUCAGAUUUAGGACAGUUGAAGUGUCCUGUCAUGGAAGGAGAAUUUAGACAAGGUCACGUUCCUUCAUGCUUAAAGAAGAAUUUAGGCGGCAUGUCAACAUUUCCUAUUCACAAGUCAGCUACACUUUGUAUCAAAUUAUUGACCAAUAAAUUGUUUUACAUUUUUAUAAA